This is a messenger RNA of Parnassius mnemosyne (clouded apollo), 876 nucleotides long. The record is from the annotation of a GenBank genome assembly. Lineage: Eukaryota; Metazoa; Arthropoda; Insecta; Lepidoptera; Papilionidae.
AUGGCAGUACAACAUACAGGCAGAACCAAACCUAGCUCACUGACUGUCGCGUUCUUUAACGCAAACGGCAUCAGAGAUCAAAAGGAAGAAAUCGUGUACUUUUUACGCGAUCAUGAUGUCGACAUCAUGCUAGUGCAGGAGACCUUCUUGAAACCUAGCGUGCGCGAUCCCAAAAUAGCUAAUUAUACCUUAGUAAGAAAUGAUAGGCUGACCGGACCUAAAGGCGGCACCUUGAUCUACUACAAAAGGUCCUUGCACUGUAUACCGUUAGACACUCCACCGCUUGCUAACUUAGAAGCAUCGGUAUGUAGAAUAGCACUUACGGGCCAUCCGCCCGUCAUAAUUGCCUCGGCAUAUCAGCCACCGCAAAAACCCUUAUUAGAAGCCGACAUCUCGGCACUACUAAAUCUAGGCCCCAGCGUAGUAAUCGCGGGUGACCUAAACACUAUUUUAAAAGACAUCCGGCUUAACAUUAACUCGAUCGAAACUUUCAUCGAACUAUGCUCGGACCAUAGGCCGAUCGUAUUAGAACUGGGCCGGUCGGCUGGUGAGGUCCCUCAGACCAAAACCAUCGUCGACUGGCGUAAGCUCAAGGUCAAACUUGAGUCUACGAACUCCCAGCAUUUAGACUCAAUACCGGACAAGAUAGACUCGCCGGAGGAAGCCAAUAGGGCGAUUAGCGCCCUAUCGACUCACCUCACAUCAGCGGUCGAAGAGUGGUCCCGUAAGGUUCGUGUGUCGAGCGAUCGGUACACAAAGCUUCCGGCAGACGUUCGACGGCUGAUUAGAGCGAAAAACUCCGCCACCGUUAUCGCACGGCAGAUAACAAAAUCCGGCUACGUUCUCUGCAAAACGAGAUUAAACAACGCGUUGUAG